Messenger RNA from Lottia gigantea (owl limpet), 597 nucleotides. RefSeq lists its product as hypothetical. NCBI's taxonomy places the organism in Eukaryota, Metazoa, Mollusca, Gastropoda, Lottiidae. The transcript has a single exon. The coding region runs from base 1 to 597 and encodes 198 amino acids. The record is from RefSeq and is a predicted model, not a curated record.
AUGUACAACAAACUACAUGUACAAAAACUACAUGUACCACAAACUACAUGUACAACAAACUACAUGUACAACAACCUACAUGUACAACUAACAACAUGUACAGCAAACUACAUGUACAGCAAACUACAUGUACAGCAAACUACAUGUACAGCAAACUACAUGUACAACAAACUACAUGCACAGCAAACUACAUGUACAGCAAACUACAUGUACAACAAACUACAUGUACAACAAACUACAUGUACAGCAAACUACAUGUACAGCAAACUAAAUGUACAACAAACUGCAUGUACAACAAACUACAUGUACAACAAACUACAUGUACAACUAACAACAUGUACAGCAAACUACAUGUACAGCAAACUACAUGUACAACAAACUACAUGUACAACAAACUACAUGUACAGCAAACUACAUGUACAACAAACUACAACAAACUACAUGUACAACAAACUACAUGUACAACAAACUACAUGUAAAGCAAACUACAUGUAUAGCAAACUACAUGUACAGCAAACUACAUGUACAGCAAACUACAUAUACAGCAAACUACAUGUACAACAAACUACAUGUACAACUAACUACAUGUACAACUAA